CCUUCCCCUUCGUCGCUUUCGCUCGCUUACAUUCCCGCGCGGGGGACAGUCGAAGAACUCGUAAACCCGGUGUCUACAAGUCCUUCAAUAUGUCGACGCCGAAUCCGGCUGAGGUCGCCCAUGGGCCCAUGAUCUUGGGGACGUUCUUCAAUAUUCUGCUGUACGGAAUCUCGAUCACGCAGACGUACAUUUACUGGAAUACCUACAAGAACAAGGACCCCCGCUUCAUCCGGUUCUUUGUCUUGUUCCUAUUCGUCGGGGACACCUUGCACACAGCGUUCACGAUGGCGUACAUGUACAUAAGUCUCAUCAAGCAUUUCGGCGACGCGAAUUACCUCGCUACUGCGACUUGGGUAUUUUCGACGGACCCCGCGCUCACGGGCAUCAUCGGUGGCUCCGUCCAGAUGUUCUUCGCCUGGCGCGUGAAGCUCCUCACCGGGAACAUUAUCGUUGCUUUGAUCAUCGCCGUCUUGUCCGUUGCGACGAUUCUCUGUGGUAUCGCCACGUCUAUCGGAUGCGGGAUCGUCAUGUACUUCGUCGAGUUCCAGAAGUUCUCCGUCGUGGUCAUUAUUUGGCUUGUGGGAUCGUCCGUGUCGGAUAUUCUCAUCACUGGAAGCCUGGUGUUCCACCUUCGCAAUCACAAAACCGGCUUCAAGUCUACGGAUACGCGUGUAGACAAAAUCAUUCGCCUGACUGUGCAGACCGGCAUGAUUACCUGCAUCUGGGCGUUUGCUGAUCUGCUCGUGUACCUGCUGGACCCUGUACCAUGGCAUCUCCUUCUCAACUUCCCGCUCUCCAAGCUGUACACGAACUCGCUCAUGUCCAGCUUGAAUAGCCGGAGAGGAUGGAACUACAGCGAGAGCAGGAACGACACCUCCCAGCCCGUUUCAACCGGAGAGCGUGCGCGCAGGGACGUCGUCAAUCUCAGCGCUUCGAGGCCGGAGGUCUUCGUCCAGGUCGAGUCGCACGAGAUGGUCGACCAGACGGACACGAAGCGCGGCGAAGAUUGGCAGUACGAUUCACAGCACAAGCAUAGCCCGGCUAUCGCAUAGAUUUCCUUUCGUUUACCCUGUUCAUUUUUAUAACUGGCAUACAGACUGCUGUCCAUCCGUGUUAA
Messenger RNA from Schizophyllum commune H4-8, 1117 nucleotides. RefSeq lists its product as uncharacterized. The coding region runs from base 90 to 1052 and encodes 320 amino acids. The transcript has 18 exons. Lineage: Eukaryota; Fungi; Basidiomycota; Agaricomycetes; Agaricales; Schizophyllaceae. The record is from RefSeq and is a predicted model, not a curated record.